GGGCGGGCGCGCGCAGUGGAUUAUUUGGUUUGCGGACGCAGCGGGCAAUUAAGUCAGGCGGGCGGGCGGCUGCGCGGUGCCGGCCGGGCCGUGGAGCGGUGCCGUGUCCGGGCCCCGCAGCGAUGGAGCCGGUGUCGGCGGCGGUGUCGGCCGUGCUGCCGGCGGGCGGCAGCGGGGAGCGGCUGGGCGGCGCCACCCCCAAGCAAUUCUGCGGCCUGCAGGGGCGGCCGCUCGUCAGCUACGCGGUGCGGGCGAUGGAGAGGGUAAGCUGGAUAUCUGACAUUAUUGUGGUGGUCUCCCCUGAAAAUAUUGAAACAAUGAAGUCUAUCAUUGAAAAAUACGGCCACAAAAGAGUUACGGUAGUGAAAGGUGGAAUAACGCGUCACCGAUCAAUUUUCAAUGGACUGAAAGUGUUUGCAGAGAAUCAAUCUUCCAACCGUCUGCUGCAGAAACCAGAAGUAGUGAUUAUCCACGAUGCUGUGAGGCCCUUCGUUGAAGAAGAUAUUCUAUUAAAAGUGGUUACGGCUGCUAAAGAGCAUGGGGCAGCAGGAGCAAUUCGUCCUUUAGUUUCUACUGUUAUUGCCUCUGGUGAAGAUGGCUGUUUAGACCACUCAUUGGAACGUGCCAGGUACAGAGCAAGUGAAAUGCCUCAGGCUUUCUUAUUUGAUAUAAUCUAUCAAGCAUACCAACAGUGUACAGACCAUGACCUGGAUUACGGAACUGAAUGUUUGCAUCUGGCUCUGAAAUACUGUAAAACAAAUGCAAAACUUGUUGAAGGAACAGCUGACCUCUGGAAGGUGACCUACAAGCGGGAUCUGUAUGCAGCUGAAUCGAUUAUUAAGGACAACCUAUCGCAACAAAUUUGUAUUAUUACUGAUGUGAAGGAAGCUGUUGUACAAGUAGGUUUUCUCCUUCAUGAAUCUCUAAAAAGCCAAGUAAAAGUUGAAGCUAUAUCGAUAUCUCUAAGCAAAAAUGAUAGCCAUCCACAAAACAUCUUUUCAGGAGAGUGCUACAAUUUUCUUUGCAUCAAUGAUAAAGAGUAUGCUACUGAAGAAAUCCAGCAACUAGUGGAUAUGUUAGAAAAAUCAAAUAUUCCUCUCUUAUAUCCAGUGGUUCUUAUUUCGGUGCACUUGAAUAUUUCAGAAAAUAUUUCUUUCAGCAUUGGGUUGGAAGAACUAACUAAGAUCAAGAAAUUUGCAAGGGAAGUGAAAAAGAAAAAUAUUUUGGUUUAUGGUCUCCUUAUCCAAUAUAAGGAUCAUUUCCCACUUCAGGAGACAGUAAAUUCUGCUGCGGCUCUGACCAUGGCAUUAAUAAAGGACAGAAACCCUGAGCUGAUCGGACAGCUGUUGGUAGCAUAAGACCAUAAAUCAUUUGUAGCUUUUGGAAAUGUGUCUUUUUCAUCAUGCAUUCACCAAAGGUCUUGAAUCAUUUUACCCUUUGAUGAAAACUCUGGAUUUAUGACGUUUACUAUUAAGAUCUUUUAACAACGUAUUUUUGAUACUUUAAAUACAAGUCUGAUAUUAUGUAUAAAGUGCACAAAUCAUUCUGAAAUACACUUUUUUUUGUGAAGUACUGAUCAUUUAUAAAGGUGCACAGAGGACACCAAAAUGUUCAAUCUUCACGCAGGAUUGUCUUUAACGCAUGCAUGUAUGUUGUACUCUAGGACUGCGUUAAAUGAAUUAAUCCUAAAACACAGCUCUUGUUCUUUAUAUGAAAUUAUUUUAAUAUUGCUGCUAUACAUAUUAAUGAGUGUGGAGUUUAUUAUAUGAUAUAGCCUUACCGAUGUCAGUGGAAAUACACAUUGCAAGCAGUGUUUGUCUGGUCAGGUCCCUGUCCUCCAUGGAGUGAAGGGUAACAAAACAAAGGAUGUGCAUGGGGAUAUCAAAGUGCUAUAGCCCAGUUUUCCGGAUAAGGAAUGCUCUGGCUGAAGCACUCCUUAGUACUAAUACUACUUCCAGUACCCAUGUGCGAUCAUUCAGAAGUAGCUCCAAUUGCUUUGCUGAGUACUGUAUUACACAAACUCUAUAUGUGCAUAUGCAUGUGCAUGCAUGUGCAUAUCCAUGCUAAAAAGAAAAGGGAUAAGACUGAAAAAACAUUAUGCAACUCAGUUUGUAGGUAAUGGAGAAACAGGAGGAAUCUGUUAGUUCAUCUACAAGAUUAUGAUUUUAAUCUCUUGCUGUUUACAACAUGUAUGUAUUAAAUUGUCGUGAAGAGAACUGAGUGUCAUGGGUUCAAAUGUAGGCUACAUUGAUAUUCAAGUGUGGAAAGUUGGGACAGAAGGGUAAAAUGGUGAAUGGCUACUAUGUUAACUGUCUCCAGGCAUGGUAACCACUGAGAGCAGUGUGAGAAAAGGACAGUCCCUGAAAGCACCUGUCCCUCUCUAUGCAUCAGACUCAGGAGGAAUUACAGCAUUCCUUCAGCUUGUGGAGGGCCUGGGUUAAUGUCUUCCAUACCUGCAGUGACUGGAACAGGGUCUUAAUGAAUCAACCCCACCAGGUGUUCAGUGAGCCUCCCCUUCUGUCUGUGCUGAGUUCCUCAAGUUUCUCUCUGAAAUCAAAUGUAUCAGCUACUUGACUACUGCUGUGCUUUCCUGAGGACAGUCACUCAUAUCUGGGCAUGAGGGACUUGUAGAGAAUUCACAAAAUCCUCAUAGAUCCCAGAUGUAGAAAGUAAUUUAGCCAGGAAAAUUUAGCCUGGUCUUAGCCAGUACAAUGAAAUAGGCAGGUCAAGUAAAGUGCAGAAUGUCAGUCUUGGCAUUCAGGAUGGAUCCUUCUCCAUGCUAGAUAAACCUUUCAAAACCCAUCUCGAAUAAGGCUUCUGAUUUUGACUCAGAAAUUUGUCUCUCCAUUAUCCAAUGGGUGUGGGAAGUUCUUUCCUGCAGCUCAGCUCUUCAAACAGGCAGAGGGAGAAAAGCUCUGACUGUUGUGGUUCAACAACAGAGGGUGACAAUGCCAGUGCUGGCUGAAGGAGGUCCCCAUCUCCCUUCCACUGCUCCCCCCAGAUUCCGCUCCCUCUGGUGCACAGAGAAAGCUUUGUGAGGGAGUUAGGGUUGGACUCUAUCCCCUGUCCCCUUCUCCUUCCCCCUGCUCCUUAAAAAAACACCUAAGAAUGGCUUAAUAACUUCUGCUGAGACACUGUCUGUCUAUACGUCUUUUAAAUCCCUUUAAGAAGCUGACGUUGAUCCCAGACUUCCUUCAUUACACACGUUGUUAGCUAACUGUUCUGGAUCCAAAACACACAUUUUCUUCCAUACAGAAAUCAUCCCAACACAACUAACAAAGGUCUCAUGCAUCAUCUGCUUCCUUCUUUGUUUCUCUCUCCUCUCUAAUUUGAUUAAUAAUUCGUCCUUUGCUGGCAUUGUACAACAUAAGCAUUCAUAUUAGCUGUGUAUGGCUAUACAACGGGCAUAUUUUAUUCAUAUGUGUAUAUUUAUGUCUGUUCAUAUGCAGAGUAGUCAAAUAAAUGAAGAAACAAAGGAUUUAUUAUUGGUAUUCAUAAUUUGACAGGACAGCUUUCAAAAAAUAAGUUUUCUGAAUUCACUUUUACAUUAAUAAAUUUGAUGAAGAAAUUCAUCUCACAGGCUUCCAAAAGACACAAUGAAAGAUAUUUCCUUGACUCUAUUUUUUUAUUUCCUUGAAGACUAAAGUACAAUCUGUGAUGUAUUUUCCCUGCAUAAUAAUAAGCAAGUGAAUUUAGAAAAUCCUUUAUGUUUUCCAUCGACUCUAAUGUAUACAUUGUGAUACAGUCUUAGCACUGGAUUGUGUGUAACUUGUCAUUUGCUUAAACAGAACCUUUUACUUUGUUGUGUUGCUUUACUUAACUCAUUGUCUUAAAAGGAUUUAAAUCCAAUUUAAACUGUUACUACAAUGAACUGCUGUAAAGAAAACUGAUAUCACGGUUGUUUAUGAGCUUAUUUUGAAAAGAGAAAAAAAAAGCACAGCAAAAAGUAAGUUUCAAGUCAUCAAACUUAUUUAAUACUAACCUUAAAUAAAAUAUAAUGAGAUUAAUAUACUCUUAUUCAUAAUAUUAUGGAUUUUUUGUUGUUGUUUUUAACAAUCUUUUAAAUAAUCUACAAACACUGAAACAUCUAUUUUACAGGAAGCAAAUACACCACCAGCAGAACUACUAAAACAGAUCAUGAAAUAGUAGAACUGCUUUAAAAAAAUAAAAGAAAGAGAAAGAAAAGAAAUUGGACUGUGAUUAAUGCUAUUGUGUAUCCAAACCAAAGUUAAAUGGUCUUUUGGAUGAUUGUUAAUACUUACAAUGGGAAUAAAGAUAUAAAAUGAAAUUAA
Messenger RNA from Cygnus atratus (black swan), 4292 nucleotides. It is a transcript of the gene CRPPA, whose product is annotated as CDP-L-ribitol pyrophosphorylase A. Gene Ontology annotation, molecular function: D-ribitol-5-phosphate cytidylyltransferase activity. The record is from RefSeq and is a predicted model, not a curated record. Lineage: Eukaryota; Metazoa; Chordata; Aves; Anseriformes; Anatidae. Gene Ontology annotation, biological process: isoprenoid biosynthetic process; protein O-linked glycosylation via mannose. The coding region runs from base 123 to 1358 and encodes 411 amino acids. The transcript has 10 exons. Gene Ontology annotation, cellular component: cytosol.